AUGAUGUCUUCUUCCAACAAUGAUUACAAUAAUGGUAACAGUGGAGUUUACCCACUCUCUCUUUACCUUUCUUCACUCCCGGGCCACCAUCAAGACAUCAUCCGUAAUCCCUACAAUCAUCAAUCAACCGCAUCACCGGCCCAAAUGGUAUCAGCCGUGCCUGAAUCUCUGACCUAUUACAUGUCAAAAAGUGCUGUAAAUCAGCAAGGUCUCGAGAUCCCUGAGGUGUCUAGAGAAAUCAAGAAGGCGGUGAAGAAAGAUAGACACAGCAAGAUUCACACGGCACAAGGUUUUAGAGACAGGAGGGUGAGGCUUUCUAUUGGAGUUGCUCGCCAAUUCUUCGAUCUCCAGGAUAUGUUGGGGUUUGAUAAAGCCAGUGAGACACUGGACUGGCUUCUCAAGAAAUCAAGAAGAGCCAUCAAAGAGCUUGUCCAAGAAAAAAAGCUCAAUGGAGGUGAUGUUGAUGAGGAAGAAGAAGAUGAUGGAGACAAGAGCUUUGUGUAUAGUUCGAGCCCUGAGUCUUGCCAAGAAGUGGUAUAUAAGGUAAAGAAUAAAGAGAAGAGCAACAUAUCUUCAAAGGAAUCAAGGGCAAAAGCUAAAGGAAAGUCAAAGGAGAUAAUAACAAGAGAGAAGACCUAUGAUCAUACAGAAACCGUCUCUGACAUCACACAAACUGAAGUCAUGGACCCAUUUAAGAGACCUAUAAUCUUCAAUGAAGGAGAAGACAUCACAAACUCUUUCUACAAAGAAGCAAUCCAAGAUUUUGAUAAUGAAGAAUGUAUCUUAACCAAGAGGAAGGUCAAUCUUCCCACGGAUAUGGAUCAAAGGUACAAUCAGCAUUAUGGGACAUUUAUGUUGAAGAAUCAAGGUUCUAGCAGCAACUACAAUACCAUUCACCCUCAAAACUUGGAUUAUGUUUAUGAUCAAAACCCUUUUAUGGAUCAACCCUUUUGUGCAGUCACCAACAAUAGCUUCCACAGGGGGUUCCCAUGAAUCCUGAUACCGGAGCAGCAUGCAACAAAU
Molecule: messenger RNA, 1023 nt
Organism: Eruca vesicaria subsp. sativa (arugula)
Lineage: Eukaryota; Viridiplantae; Streptophyta; Magnoliopsida; Brassicales; Brassicaceae
Source: the annotation of a GenBank genome assembly